Eremothecium sinecaudum is the source of this 213-nucleotide messenger RNA. It is a transcript of the gene RPB10, whose product is annotated as DNA-directed RNA polymerase core subunit RPB10. The record is from RefSeq and is a predicted model, not a curated record. The coding region runs from base 1 to 213 and encodes 70 amino acids. NCBI's taxonomy places the organism in Eukaryota, Fungi, Ascomycota, Saccharomycetes, Saccharomycetales, Saccharomycetaceae. Gene Ontology annotation, cellular component: RNA polymerase III complex; RNA polymerase I complex; RNA polymerase II, core complex. Gene Ontology annotation, biological process: transcription by RNA polymerase I; tRNA transcription by RNA polymerase III; transcription by RNA polymerase II. The transcript has a single exon. Gene Ontology annotation, molecular function: DNA-directed RNA polymerase activity; DNA binding; zinc ion binding.
AUGAUUGUGCCAGUUAGAUGUUUUUCAUGUGGGAAGGUUGUUGGAGACAAAUGGGAAGCGUACUUGAACAUGUUGCAAGAAGAAGAACUUGAUGAGGGCACUGCUUUAUCUAGAUUAGGUCUAACGAGAUAUUGCUGCAGAAGAAUGAUUCUAACACAUGUCGAUUUGAUUGAGAAAUUCUUAAGAUACAAUCCAUUAGAAAAGAGAGAUUAG